This is a messenger RNA of Vombatus ursinus (common wombat), 1807 nucleotides long. It is a transcript of the gene PRELID2, whose product is annotated as PRELI domain containing 2. Gene Ontology annotation, molecular function: phosphatidic acid transfer activity. Gene Ontology annotation, biological process: phospholipid transport. The transcript has 7 exons. The record is from RefSeq and is a predicted model, not a curated record. Gene Ontology annotation, cellular component: mitochondrial intermembrane space. Bases 346 to 879 code for a protein of 177 amino acids. NCBI's taxonomy places the organism in Eukaryota, Metazoa, Chordata, Mammalia, Diprotodontia, Vombatidae.
GAAGGAAAGAGCUGGGAUGUUCUGAUCUCUUGGCUCUGAAGGUCAGGGGUUAGGAAAAGGCACAAAUUCCCAUAGUCUUUAUUUCAGUUGCUCUUUGGUCCACCCACACCAGUUUCAGCUAAAAGGUGAGUCCUCUCGAUGGACUGUGUCUCUCUCAGGAGCCAAUAAAGUUUUAGAAGUUUGAAAAGAAAAAAAAAACAAAAGGAACUCGCCAUCAGCCACUAGCGUGGCUGCGCCUGCAGGCUCAGACUGUGAGCCCGCGAGGCUUGUGUGUUGGCAGGCAGGGCCUGUGGGGCUCAGAGAAGGACCGACUGGUUGGCCUGGAGGGACCAUCUGCUGCCAGAAAUGGGAGUCACUGUGGAUGUGCACCAAGUGUACAGAUACCCAUUUGAGCAAGUGGUGUCCAGCUUCCUCAGAAAGUACCCUAACGCCAUGGAUAAAAAUGUGAUUGCUGUGAGAAUUGUGGAAGAACGAACAGAUGUCUCAACAGGGAUCAUCUACAGAAAGAGGAUUGCAAUCUGUCAGAAUGUGAUUCCAGAAAUUUUAAGAAAGGUGAGCAUUUUAAAAGUGCCAAAUAUCCAGUUGGAAGAAGAAUCAUGGCUCAAUCCUCAGGAAAGAAAUAUGGCUAUAAGAAGUCACUGCUUAACGUGGACCCAAUAUGCAUCCAUGAAUGAGGAAUCUGUCUUCAGGGAAAGCUUGGAAAAUCCAAAUUGGACAGAAUUCAUACAAAGAGGCAGAAUAUCAAUCACUGGGGCAGGAUUUCUCAACUGCAUAUUAGAGACUUUUGCCUGUACUUUUCUAAAGCAGGGCGCCCAGAAGGGAAUUAGAAUAAUGGAAACUCUUCUGAAAGAACAAUGUGGGACCCCUUUACCUGAAUAAAGAAUGAUCAGAGGAGUUGAGUCCAUGUCUGCGGUUCCAAGAAAACAAUGCCUUUGUUGCCACUGCAUUUCCAAAACCUUUGGGUAUUCCAGCCGUAGAGUGAGAAGGGCUCAAGGAUACAACAUGGAUGGCUUGAAGAAAAGGCACUAGCCUUCUACAAGUAUUUAAAAGGAUAUACUCUUCUGGAAGUACAGUUCCUUUUCCAUUUGUUAUAGAAAAUGCAACUCUUGGGGAUAAGUUCUUCAAUUUGAAUUUUACUUUGAAAAUGAAAAAGAUACAAUGUUUAGGAUAAUUUUUGCUAAUUAGUGAUUCCUAGAAUUAUUUCUAUAAUUCUCUUGUGCCAUAAAAGCAACAAGAAUUGUUUAAGAAGACUGAAUCUUGGUCUUCUAUGUGCAUGGAACAUCACUAUAGCCAUAAGAUCAUGUGGAUUAGUAAAUUUAAGUUCAACUCUUAUAUAAACUAAGGAAUUGCAUUUUGAACCUGAGAUGGCCUGUGGUAGUCAUGCUGUUGGAUUAUGUUGAAAACAAAUUACCUUUAUAGUGCAUACAUUAUGAUGGUUUGAUAUCCUUUUCAUAACCCUCAAAAGAAACACAUUUGCUAUCUAUCCUAUAAUAACCAUUUUAUAUUCUGAUAUUCUAGCUAAAUCCAUGCUGUUUAGCAGAGCAUUAGGUUGGAAAUUAGGAGACUUGAGUUAUAGUCUUGACUGACUCAGGUCACUUAACUAAUGUUAAUUUUCUUAUAUGUUAAGAGGGGUAAGACUUGCCCUACCAACCUUAUUGGGUUGUUGGGAAGGAAUGAAAGAGGCAAGCAUUUAUUAAGUGUCUAAUAUAUGUCAGACAAUGCUAAGAACUUUAUAUUAUCUUGUUUUAUCUUCACAACAACCUUGGAAGGUAGGUGUUAUUAUUAUCCCCAUUUUAUAGAUGAAGAA